UAGGCUAAUACCUGCUCGAGAACAAGAAUGACGUGCUGGAGACCUUCCACAUCACUCUGACGCAAGACCCGGUUGGCGCCGGCCGGCAGGAACCAUCUCUACGGCGCCACGUCCUCUUCUUCUUCUUCCUCCUCCUCCUCCUCCUCCUCCUCCCCCUCUUCAUGCAGCCAUCCAACGAUGCGUGCUCCAAUCGGGGCGGGACCAGCUGGCCUGGCUCCUCCAAGCACCUCCGGCUCUGCGAUCAGCGCUCCUCUCGCCGGGCCGCUGCUCAAGCGGUGGCGUCUUCCCGAGGCACCUCGGUAGCGGACCACCCGAUCCUGGACGACAACUUCGGCUCGCGCCUGUCAAGUAGGCCGAUCCUUGGCUACCCGUGUACGGUGACGGACGAAGGCGACCCGUCCAUCGAGCUUGGCGACGCAACGGGGGAGAGAGCCAUGUACUCGCCGGACGCUGAGGAGGUGGACUUUGCCUGGAACCGCGCUUUCCGUCGAAUGGCCGAGGCGAUGGCGAGCAAACUUGGCGCUGACCCAUUCGUGCACACAGAGCGCAUGCCCGAUACCGAGCUCAUUGACGGUAUCGCCAUCAGGCUGCGAGACAUGGGCGCGCGCUUCCCACUCGAAAGGGACAGCCAAGGUCGACACAGGCUGAAGCUGCCGGGCAAUACCCUCAACCACGUCACGUACGGUACCACGGACGACACGAGGGAGCCCUUCCUCUACUUCGACGCAGGUGCUGGCAAUUGGGAGGUAUUGCUGCGGGUCAACGACUCGGCGACGGCGUGGGACCGGGUGUGGUACGCCCGGCGCCCCGCAACGGGCCCUGAGCGCGGGAAAGCAGUUGGUCGAUGGAAAUGGUCUGCCUUGGACCCGACGGCGGACCGACGGCAAUGGCGCUACUGGCCAAAUCUGGUAUAGGUGUCACUCCGAUCGGACGAAUGGAAAUUGGGGAGAGA
Messenger RNA from Jaminaea rosea, 952 nucleotides. RefSeq lists its product as hypothetical. The transcript has 2 exons. The coding region runs from base 162 to 914 and encodes 250 amino acids. The record is from RefSeq and is a predicted model, not a curated record. Lineage: Eukaryota; Fungi; Basidiomycota; Exobasidiomycetes; Microstromatales.